Molecule: messenger RNA, 441 nt
Organism: Armigeres subalbatus
Lineage: Eukaryota; Metazoa; Arthropoda; Insecta; Diptera; Culicidae
Exons: 1
Coding region: 1-441 (146 amino acids)
Source: RefSeq, a predicted model, not a curated record
AUGAAUCCGAAGCUACCAACCAAGGUGUUUACUACUUGCCCCAUCAAUACUUGCCCGUUCUACGCCCAUCAAAUUCAACAACCAAAAUCCGAGUACCUAGUUUCCAAUGCGUCAGCAAAGGCAGCCCCCGCUGAAAAGUCGUUGAACGACGAUCUACGAGUCGAAGCAACACUACAGAGUGAUAUAUUUGGCAUCUUAUUACGGUUCCGCAAACAUCAGGUCGUACUCACUGCUGACAUCUCGAAAAUGUAUCGGCAGAUACGGAUUGCACCGGAGCGCACGCGCUUUCAACGAAUUUUCUGGAGAACAAAUCCGGAAGAGUCUCUUCGUGUCAUGGAACUCACAACAGUAACCUAUGGGAAAGCCGCAGCCCCAUAUUUUGCGACUAGAUGUCUAUUCCAGCCCUGUGAUGAUGAAUUAAAGGCAACUGCAAAUAUCUGA